Molecule: messenger RNA, 6565 nt
Organism: Seriola aureovittata
Lineage: Eukaryota; Metazoa; Chordata; Actinopteri; Carangiformes; Carangidae
Gene: rasgrf2b
Product: Ras protein-specific guanine nucleotide-releasing factor 2b
Exons: 29
Coding region: 437-4342 (1301 amino acids)
Biological process (GO): Ras protein signal transduction; positive regulation of GTPase activity
Cellular component (GO): plasma membrane
Molecular function (GO): protein binding; guanyl-nucleotide exchange factor activity
Source: RefSeq, a predicted model, not a curated record
AGUGAGUGUCUGUGUGUGUGCGCGCGCGCGCGCGCGAGAGAGAGAGUUAACCGCUGUUAUACCGAUUACAGCUUAUCUGCUCUGCGAGUCUGUCACUGUCUGUCCACUUGAGGGUUCUCCCCUCUGUGAACGACGCGAUACGCUCUCCCGCUUCUUAGCUGUUGUUCAGUUAUAGUCGCGUGCUUUUUUUUUUUUUUUUUGUUCCCAGUAGAAUGGAUUUAUUCUAGUGCUUGUGGAACUCGAAGAUCUUUACUAUGAGUUCCUCUGCUGAAGCGCUUCCGUCAGCGGGGCAACUUUUCCGUGCGCCACGGCGCCGCUGAGCCGCGAGUCUCUCGGUCGGAAAGUUCACACGCAACCCCCGGCGAACAUGGGCUCGCAGUGAAAACUCCCGACUUGUCCCACUUUUCUUCCUCUCUUCCAAACCCGGUACGACAAAAUGCAGAAGAGCGUCCGCUACAACGAAGGGCACGCGCUGUUUCUGUCGGCGGUCGCGCGUAAAGAGGGGACCAAGCGCGGCUACCUGAGCAAGAAGACGGCGGAGAACAGCCGAUGGCACGAGAAGUUCUUCGCCCUCUAUCAGAAUAUACUCUUCUACUUCGAGAACGAGCAGAGCGCGCGACCUGCCGGGAUUUACCUGUUGGAAGGAUGCACCUGCGAGCGCGCGCCGGCGCCCAAGAUGUCCACCACGGGGAAGGAAGCGCUGGAGAAACAGCACUACUUCCUCAUCGUGUUUGGUCAUGAUGGACAGAAACCACUGGAGCUGCGGACAGAGGAGGAGAGUGAGUGUGAUGAAUGGGUGGAGGCCAUCCAGCAGGCCAGUUACUCUGACAUCAUCAUCGAAAGGGAGGUGCUGAUGCAGAAAUACAUCCACCUCAUACAGAUAGUGGAGACUGAGAAGGUGGCUGCCAAUCAGCUGCGCACGCAGCUAGAGGAUCAGGACACAGAAAUUGAGAGGCUCAAAGCUGAGAUUGUAGCUCUGAACAAAACCAAGGAGCGAAUGCGGCCUUACCAUAUCAACCAUGAAAAUGAAGACCCAGACAUCAAGAAAAUCAAAAAGGUGCAGAGUUUCAUGCGGGGCUGGCUCUGUCGGAGGAAGUGGAAGAUCAUCGUUCAGGAUUACAUCUGCUCCCCUCACGCUGAGAGCAUGAGGAAGAGGAACCAGAUCGUCUUCAACAUGGUGGAGGCGGAGACAGAGUACGUCCACCAGCUGUACAUCCUGGUCAACUGUUUCCUCAGACCUCUGAGGAUGGCCGCCAGCUCCAAGAAACCCCCCAUCAGCCAUGACGAUGUCAGCAGCAUCUUCCUCAACAGCGAGACCAUCAUGUUCCUACAUGAGAUUUUCCACCAAGGCUUAAAGGCAAGGAUAGCCAACUGGCCAACUCUGGUGCUGGCUGAUCUAUUUGACAUCCUCCUGCCCAUGCUGAACAUCUACCAGGAGUUUGUGAGAAACCAUCAGUAUAGCCUGCAGGUUUUGGCCAACUGUAAGCAGAACAGAGACUUUGACAAGCUGCUGAAACAGUAUGAGUCCAACGCUGCCUGUGAGGGAAGGAUGCUUGAGACCUUCCUCACGUACCCCAUGUUCCAGAUUCCCCGCUACAUCAUCACCUUGCAUGAGUUAUUGGCACACACACCUCAUGAGCAUGUGGAGCGCAAGAGUCUUGAAUUCGCCAAGUCCAAAUUAGAGGAACUGUCCAGAGUAAUGCAUGACGAGGUGAGUGACACGGAGAACAUCCGGAAGAACUUGGCGAUAGAGAGGAUGAUAGUGGAGGGCUGUGACAUCCUGCUGGACACAAGCCAGACCUUCAUCAGGCAGGGCUCUCUGAUCCAGCUGCCAUCAGUGGAGCGAGGGAAGCUAAGUAAGGUCCGCUUGGGUUCUCUCUCUCUGAAGAAGGAAGGGGAAAGGCAGUGUUUCCUUUUUACCAAGCACUUCCUCGUCUGCACACGCAGCUCCGGGGGGAAACUGCACCUUCUCAAGCAAGGUGGAGUUUUGUCCCUGAUCGACUGCACCCUCAUAGAGGAACCAGAUGCCAGUGACGAGGAGUCUAAAGCUGGUGGUCAGGUAUUCGGUCAGCUGGACUUUAAGCUUGUUGUAGAGCCAUCGGACUUACCUUCGUUCACUGUGGUGUUGCUGGCACCUUCGCGUCAGGAGAAGGCUGCAUGGACCAGUGAUAUUAGCCAGUGUAUAGAUAAUAUCCGCUGUAAUGGUUUGAUGACCAGUGUAUUUGAGGAGAACUCCAAAGUCACUGUGCCUCAUAUGAUCAAAUCCGAUGUGCGUCUCCAUAAAGAUGAUGUUGACAUUUGCUUCAGCAAGACGCUCAACUCCUGCAAGGUCCCCCAGAUCCGCUACGCCAGCGUGGAACGGCUGCUGGAGAGGCUGACCGACCUGCGUUUCCUCUCCAUAGACUUCCUCAACACCUUCCUGCACACAUACAGGAUCUUCACCACGGCAACGGUGGUCAUGGACAAACUGGCCGACAUCUACAAGAAGCCCUUUUCCUCCAUACCUAUCAGGGCGCAGUACCACUCAUUUGACCGUCUGUCCAUCUCAUCCAUCUGUCCCGACUACAGCCUGAAGAUCAAGAAGAUAGCCAUGGAUCAGUCCAAGUCCUUGGAGCUGUUCUUUGCCACCAAUCAGAACAACAGAGGAGGUGAGCACAUGAACGACAAAUCUCCUCGUCUCUGCCGCAAGUUCUCCUCUCCUCCUCCUCUUUCCAUCCCGUCCCACACCUCCUCCCCUGUCCGAGCACGAAAGCUUUCCCUCCACUCGCCCAUCACUGCCAGGGUUGGAGGCCUGGACCUGACCAGUCCUCUGUCAAACUUCAGUGUCAACCACAACACCUCCCAGUCUGCUGCCAGCAGCCCUACAUCUGCCCACACCCCUCAGACCCCAACGCCUCAGACCCCAACCCCAACCACCACUUCUCCCCCUCCGCCUCCCUCCUCCACUUCUCCCCCACCCAACAACUCCAAGCCACAACAAGACCAAGUUCCUCCCGUUCCUACGUCCCCGGACCAGAGUCCCAGCCCGACUGCAGAGGGAGAGGAGGUGCCCAGGAUCGACCCCUUUUGUGGGAAACUGCGACGGAGCAUUCGUAGAGCUGUUCUGGAGUCAGUGUCGCUGGAGAAAAUCAUCCCAGAGUCUCCUCAGAGCAGUGAAGCAGGUGACAUGUCUCCAUGUCGCUCUCCCUCCACACCUCGACACCUCCGAUACAGACAGCCUGGAGGCCAGUCAGGGGAGAACUCACGCUGCUCAGUCUCUCCUGCCUCGGCCUUCGCAAUCGCCACAGCCGCCGCAGGACAUGGUACACCACCAGUCUUUACUAACUCUGAAAGAACUUGUGAUAAAGAGUUCAUCAUCCGUCGAGCUGCAACCAACAGAGUUCUCAACGUGCUGCGCCACUGGGUCUCCAAACACUCACAGGACUUUGAGAUGAAUGGGGAGCUGAAGAUGUCAGUGAUCUGUCUCCUGGAGGAGGUGCUCAGAGAUCCAGACCUUCUGCCUCAGGAGAGAAAAGCUACUGCCAACAUACUAAGUGCCCUUUCUCAAGAUGAGCAGGAUGAUGCCCAGCUGAGGAUCGAGGACAUCUUACAGAUGGCGGAUUGUCCGAAGGCCGAGUGUUUUGAGUCUCUCUCGGCCAUGGAGCUGGCUGAACAGAUCACUCUGCUGGAUCACAUUGUCUUCAGGAGCAUUCCUUAUGAAGAGUUCCUGGGCCAGGGCUGGAUGAAGGUUGAUAAGACAGAGCGGACGCCCUUUAUCAUGAAAACUAGCCAACACUUCAAUGAUAUGAGUAACCUGGUGGCAUCACAGAUUAUGACACACACCGAUGUGGGCUCGAGGGCCAACUCCAUCGAGAAGUGGGUUGCUGUGGCUGACAUCUGCCGCUGUCUCAACAACUACAACGGAGUGCUGGAGAUCACAUCUGCUCUCAAUCGCAGCGCCAUCUACCGCUUGAAGAAGACUUGGGCUAAAAUCAGCAAACAGACUAAAGCCCUGAUGGACAAACUUCAGAAGACCGUGUCCUCUGAGGGAAGAUUUAAAAAUCUGAGGGAAACUUUGAAAAACUGCAACCCUCCAUGUGUGCCAUACCUGGGAAUGUAUCUAACAGAUCUGGCCUUUAUUGAGGAAGGGACGCCCAAUUUUACUGAGGAAGGUCUUGUUAACUUCUCCAAAAUGAGAAUGAUAUCCCAUAUCAUCAGAGAGAUACGACAGUUCCAGCAGACUCCCUACAGAAUAGAGCAUCAAGCCAAGGUGACGCAGUACCUUCUGGAUAAGACUCUGAUCAUGGAUGAAGACACACUCUAUGAUCUCUCGCUGAAGAUCGAGCCCAGGCUUCCCGCCUGAGUUACAGCUGUUUGUGGCCAGCGGGAGCCUGCCGAACCUGGACCCCCCCCCUCCCCAAAGGGCAACACGCCCACGCAAUCUCAUCAAUCAAGAGGAAAUCAAGAAGUUUGGAAAUGGAAAUAAAGGACUGAUGUGAGAGAUAGCUUGAGAGCCAAGUGUGAGGACAGCUGUAGAAGCUUCAGAGUUGUACAAGCGACUGAGGGGGCAUGAGAAAUGGACAGGCUGAGAAUUUGUAAAGCGUUGGGCUGAUUUGCCUUCAAGGAAAACGAGCUGCGUUGCAUGAGGGUUUUGAGGAAAUGGCAUGUCGCUGUGUGUGUGUGUGCUCAUCAUUCCUCAGUGGAGAGUGUGGUUGCACGAGACAUCACACUUCCUCUGACAGCCUGAGAGAGAAGGAAAGGCUGAGAGCAUGGAGGGAAUGAAAUACAGUGGGUAUAAUAGAGAUGUAGCAUAUACAGAUAGUGUGACAGAGAGAUGUCUGAGCUCGUGUCUCUGUGCUGUUGUCUGUGUUCUGUUGCCUGUGCAUUUCUGUGCCAUGUCCUGGAGUGAGAGCCCCAAAAACGCUUUCUGUCAUGAUGGUCACUGCAUUAAACUUGCAUGAUUUCAGCUUGGGAUGUAACUGUGUUAAUGGCCUUCAACCUGACCCCUGACCCUCAGCUUAGCAUGCUUCACUCUUAACCAGGGUGACUCUCUAAGCCACUAUGCACCCUCAGUGGGCUGGGUAUGGCGAAACGCCUUUAAGCCUUCAAAUAUAAUGUAGAAAAGACACUAAAUUGAAAUAUAAAAAUAAUUUGAAAUGGAAAAUUUGAUAUAUUUUAAUGAAUGGGCCGACUUUUUCAUUGAUGGAACAAUUAAUUCUGUAUUUGUCUUUAGUCGGCCUUUGCCUAAAGACCUCCCAUGAGAAUGGAGAGCUGCUUUUUUAAGAAAAAAAUGUCCACAUGAAUGAUACAAAAUUAAAAACUUUAUCAGUGCCUUCCACUAGUGUAGGUCAAUCUCCCCACAAUUGCCAAUUUACAAGCAUUAAGUUUUAUACACAGUAAAUCCUGCUUAGAAAUCUUCAGAUUUCGAAAAAAAAAAAGGACUGUAGUUUUCACUCAUUCAGCUUCUUUUUUUCAGAUUAUAGGUCAUGUAGACUUAACAGUAGCAUGUUAGUGUAAACACGGUGAAGUCAUUGAUCGUCAGCAACUAUCUCCCUCUAGUGUUUCAACAUUGUUAUAACCUUCUGCUGAUCCAAAGCUUUUUCAGUGUUUGUGUGCAGUUUUUUUUUUUUUUUUUGGGCUUUUACAUACUGUCUGAUUCUGACAUGUGUAGUCAGGUCGCAGUGUGUAACAUUUGGAUGUAGGCUGGGACAGUUUUUGCACUCCCUGAGAUGUAGCUUUGCUUGAGUGACAGUAUGAUCGUUAUUUACAUGCUAUUUAUUUCAUCAGAUACUGUAUUUAUAUUAUAUUUGUAUAUAGUGACUCCACACAUAUCAUAUGAUCGAUGAAGGAAUACUUUAAAUUGUUAUGCUGUGAAUAUAAUUUUUUUUUUUUUGUCUCUCUUGCUUUUAUGUUGAAUUCUAGUUUUGCAUCCCAGGCUCUUGUAUUGCAAGAAAUCUGUUUAACUUUAUUCUGAAAUAAUAAAAAUGUCUUUUCAAGGUUAAAAAAAUGUAGCAUUUGAAAAAUAAGAAUUUGUUUUUCGUUUAGCUGAUAUGAUGAACGUAGUUGUCCUGCAUGCACACAGCAGCUGCAUGUUGUGCAUGUCUGACUGGACGCUCCCUGUUCCCCCUCCCUCUGCUUCUCUAUAUUAAUAUUGUCUCUGUAGCUACCAGGAGGCUCUGUUAAAAGGCAUAUAAACAAUACUUUGUCCAUCAAAUCUGGAACGUUAGUCUGUUGGUGUACGGUACAAAGUCAAGCAUAGUCUUUAGGCUGUGUCAUCUGCAAAACAGUCUUUUGUUAUGCUGUGUUGGACAUUAGGCAGGCCUCAGUGGAAACAGAGGACAUUCCUCAUAAAACAAUAACCUUGUUCCAGAUUGAUUAGAGGAAAUGUUUUCAGGCUUUGCUUUUGGGGAAAUGUGUCCUUUGCACUGCACUUGUAAUUCUGAGUGUCUGUGUCAUGUACAGGUUUGGGAAGAUUGAAUGCUAUGUUUGUAUUGUAAUAUUAUUUUUGUGUAUUUGUUUGUGUGUUUAUUUAUUUGUUUGCAUUUUUCACUUGUAGGUGCAGGAGAAAUAAAUUCAACAUGCCUUA